CACUUCGCGUUCUUCUUCUCCGCCUCUUGUCAUCUCGGGUCCUAUCAAAAAUGUCGACAUUGCCGACGGAAAAGAAUUCCGAGAUCGACUCCUCCUCACCUCCAGCGCACAAAAAGGUCAAAAUAACUUCUUCAAACGGCCAUGAAGUGGUGUAUAGGCAGACCUCGACGCGUCGCGUCGUCAACCUUAAACGACGAGCCAAACUAUCGAUGCUUCCUACUCUGCCUCUGGACAUUUUAUUUGAGAUAUUCGGUCAUCUUAAUCCAUUGGAUUUGCUAUAUCUGACCCGGACGACGAAGGAGUUCCGGCGCGUCCUUACCCACAGAUCAUCAACGACUGUCUGGAAGUCUUCGUUGGCCAAUGUUCCCGGAUUGCCACCAUGUCCAGAGGAUAUGUCCCACCCUGCUUGGUCUAGCCUAGUCUUUGACCACUUUUGCCAUGAAUGUUUUGCGUCGAAUAUUCGCAACACUGCUGGGGUGUGCCGGUCUUUUGACCCGAAAACCAGCAUGCAAAAACCGGUACUGUUUUGGACGUGUCUUUGGCCCAGAAGAUUUGGUGCCGAAAGACCAUGACAAAUAUAACACACUUUGUACUUAAUUUUUUGUAUCUGUAUUAUAACCAAAAAAGAGCAAAUGGAAAACAUGUGGUCUUUGGACAGAUCUUCGAUCCAGUGGUCUUUGGAAACCAAAGACCUCCGAUCUGAUUACUGGUCUUUGGUUUGGUCUUUGGAACCGGUCUUUUGGGCAAAAAGACCAG
This is a messenger RNA of Desarmillaria tabescens, 756 nucleotides long. RefSeq lists its product as uncharacterized. The transcript has 4 exons. The record is from RefSeq and is a predicted model, not a curated record. Lineage: Eukaryota; Fungi; Basidiomycota; Agaricomycetes; Agaricales; Physalacriaceae. The coding region runs from base 51 to 572 and encodes 173 amino acids. Gene Ontology annotation, molecular function: protein binding.